Molecule: messenger RNA, 687 nt
Organism: Lactuca sativa (garden lettuce)
Lineage: Eukaryota; Viridiplantae; Streptophyta; Magnoliopsida; Asterales; Asteraceae
Source: RefSeq, a predicted model, not a curated record
AACCAUUUGGUACCGACUUUUGAUGGAGAGACGGUUUGAGAGCGACCGACAUACAAUAAUGCCUCCAAAUUUUUUUUGUUUCUCAUGCUUUGGAAGAAGGACAGGACUGGAGGGCGUUUAUGGCUGGUAUUGCUACAUACCCCAACUUCAUGGUUGCUUGGUGGGAUGUUGAUACGGUCUUAUUGCCGAUUCAUUCAUCCCCUAAUCAUUGGCUAUUUGGGGAACUACGAUUAGCGUCAAUGGAAGUGCAUAUUUAUGACAGUCUUGGUAGAGGUGCUUAUGAAAAAUUCCAAUCCGAAGGAAUCUUUUCCAAAUUUGAACGUCGGGUGGCAAAUUAUUUGGACAAGAUUAAGUAUUGGGCGCGGAGGAACAUCCCAAGGAUUCCAUUGAAUAUGCAAUUCAUUUAUGAAGAAAACGUUCCCCAACAAAGUAGUCAUUUGGGAGAUUGCGGUGUUUUUCUUUGUAUGUUUAUGGAGCAAUUGGUUUCAGGUCAACCAAUACGUGUUCUUAUUGACCCAAAGAACGCAGCUUUAGAGUUCCGUCUCCGGAUGGCAAAAAUUAUUUGGGGGUCUAGUCUUGCUCCUCUGUAGUUGGAUUAUAUAAAUGUAUAUACAAAUUAAUGUUGGAUUUCAUUAUUAGUUUAUCUUUAGAGUUUACUCAACGGAUGACAAAAAAUAUAAUGUUACG